Messenger RNA from Ornithodoros turicata, 862 nucleotides. Its product is annotated as kinesin-like protein KIF2A. The record is from RefSeq and is a predicted model, not a curated record. The coding region runs from base 48 to 761 and encodes 237 amino acids. The transcript has 3 exons. NCBI's taxonomy places the organism in Eukaryota, Metazoa, Arthropoda, Arachnida, Ixodida, Argasidae.
CAGAAGAAGAAGAAGGAAGACGACGAAGCAGAACAGAGGCAGCAGCGAUGGACGACCGUCUCGAAGGUGACGGCGGACUUCGUCCGGGCCUCAACGUUGACAUCCGUCGUACAGACGGGCGCGUGCAUGCCGCAACCAUCACUGCAGUCGACUUUCGCACGGGACUGGUCACAGUGGAGUGGUUCGAAGGCGGAGAGACCAAGGGCAAACAACUGGAGGUUGAAGCGCUUCUGCGACUCAAUCCCGCGCUUCGCAUCCCGCGCGUCACGUGCAACGAGUUCGACGUCACACAAGACAAGUCACCUCGACGUUCGUCCUCACCCACGAACACUGGGCGGAAAACGAGGCAAGCGGACCACGUGGUUGACGGACCUGGCGAUUACGAAUUUCGAGGACGUCAACAAAGAUUUAGGGAGAUGGCGACAGAUCGCCGUGAAACAGAUGCGAUACUUCGCAGGAGCUCGGAGAACAUGUUCGAGCACAGAGCAGAGCCUGCAAGUCCACGAGCACGCAAGAUAAAUCGUCCAGUCCUCGAUGAGGAGGAAGCUCUGCGCGAAGUGGUGAAGCGGUACCGGUACUUGAUUGACGUUAGUGAGCUUUGGAUGACAGCCGAUGUGCGCAUGCUCACAAGGGUUGCCAGCGGUAGAGCUACAGAAGAUGCUUGGGUGCGAGAGCUGGAGGAACUCCUCAUGGAAAAGCUCGGUCUCCUAUCGGAGCUGAAGGACUCGGUUAGCCGCUAUCGAAAGAUAAGAGAUACCUAGAUACGGAUCACGGAGUGGUAGAAUAUCCUCCGUUCGCAGCAUUGAGGAUGCGAGCAAUAAAAUUAAGCCAUUUAAGCCAAUAAAAUUGAUGGAACCAUUGA